This is a messenger RNA of Adineta steineri, 1449 nucleotides long. Lineage: Eukaryota; Metazoa; Rotifera; Eurotatoria; Adinetida; Adinetidae. The record is from the annotation of a GenBank genome assembly.
AUGAGUUCGAAAAAUUUUUAUGAUAAACAUGCUGAACAUCAAGAUAAUACAAGUAUGGGUAAAUUACGUUCAAAAUAUUGGACAACAAAACAGCUUGUUAUGAAAAAACUUGGUAGAGAAGAAGAUGAAUUUGUUAUUGCAUCAGAUGCAGAUGUCGAUGCUAAACUUGAAUUAUUAUAUGCUGUUAGACAAUCAUGCCAUGAUUUACUUCGUGUUAUGGAAAGCUAUCAAACAAAUGUUCUGUUUCUUUCGCAUGAAGAAACAGAUAUGGCACGUUUUUUGAAAGAUUAUGCUCAAAUGGAUAAAACUCGAGCUGGAAAAAUGAUGGCAAGUGUAUCGAAAGUUCUUGCUUAUACAGCACAUCAACGUUUAGCAUUACGUCAACCAUUACUUCGUUUACAUAAUGAAAUCGAAACAUUUCGUCAUCGUGCAGUAACAGAUACAAUGUCAACAGUGAAACGAAUGGAAACAGCAAGAACAGAAUAUCGUGGAAGUAUAUUAUGGUUAAAAGAUGCAUCGGUACAACUUGAUCCAGAAAAACAAUUAGAAAAAUUUCGUCGAGUACAAAGUCAAGUAAAAACAACUAAGACAGAAUAUGAUCGAUUAAAAUCUGAUGUUCUACAAAAAAUUGAUUUAUUAACAGCUAGUCGAUGUAAUAUGUAUUCACAUGCAUUAGCUACUUAUCAAAAAAGUUUACUUGUCUUUUGGGAAAAAACUUCAAAAACAAUGUCAGCUGUUGCUGAAUCAUUUAAAGGUUAUCAAUAUUAUGAAUUUACCGUUAUUAAAGAUCUCGCUGAACCAAAUGAUGCACUUAUUAAUGUUAAUGAAACAAAAAAUAAUCAAAAAGAAAUACAGGAUUUAACGGAACCUGUUAAUGCAUUAAUUGAUAUAUCUGAUGAUCAACUUGAUGAUCAACUUCUUGAAUUAGAAAAAUUAACAACAAUUGAUCGUACACCAACAACAUCUGGAAAUAUGAAGAAAACAUCAACUAGUGAUGAUAAUCUUGUUGAAUUAGCAGAUACAAUUGCUGAACAUGACAAACUAUUUUCUGAUCUACUUUCAUCAUCAUCAUCAUCAACAACAACAGGAAAUACGACUACAGAUCUUCUUGGAUCAAAUGAUAAUAAUAGUUUUGAUGCUCAUUGGACAGCAGCAUUUGGUAAUACUUCAAAUCAACAACAAAUAUCUAAUAUUCCUACAGAAUCUUCUGCAUCCAAUAAUAGUUUUCUUCCAUCAUCACUUCUUAGUGAAUUAUUAACUUCAAUGAAUAAAAAUAAUAAACCAACAGUUCAACCAUCACCAUCAUCAAAUCCUAAACCAAAACCUAUAGCAACAACAAAAACUUCCGAUAAAUCAAAUUGGUUAAAUCUAUUUGCUGAACUUGAUCCAAUACAAAAUCCUGAUGCUAUUGGAAAAACAGGUGGCGAUGAAGCUGAUCGAAGUUGUUAA